AUUAUUAUUAGCCUUCAACUCUUCUCCUUAUAUAAACAGAGCCGUCACUUGUUUUUUUGGCAACAACACAAAGAACCUCUCUCAUCUCUCUGUGUUGCUCUCUCACCCCUCUCUCUGCUGAAUUUCUAUUCACAUUUCACCAGAAGUUACCAACAUGAGUCCUUUGAGUUUCAGAGGUUUCACAUACCUGUUUCUCAUUGUAUUUCUCAUUUGGUCUUCCAAUUUUGAAGCCUGCAUUGCAAGAAGAGGCAAGCACUGGAGGCAUAGCACCAGGGAUGAUGCAUCACCUGCUUUGUAUAAGAAAAAAGCAAAAAGUUAUGGAAAUGGUCACAACAAAAACCAUGGUGGAGGAUCAAAACCAAAGCCUCCAUCAUCACAUAAAGCCACCCCAACAUUACCAAAGCCUCCACCUCAUAAAACCAUUCCCUCACCACCAUAUCCACCACCAUCAAAUGAAGAUACCCCCACAACUCCCCCACCAAAACCUUACAACGGAGGCCAUUCUUCCUCCACCACCUUCAAUGUGCUAGAUUUUGGUGCCAAGGGAGAUGGAAAAACUGAUGACACAAAGGCAUUUCAAGCGGCUUGGGCUGAAGCUUGCAAAGUAGAGGCAUCAACCAUGGUGAUUCCACCAGACUACGUCUUCUUUGUGGGGCCCAUUUCAUUCUCGGGCCCAUACUGUAAACCCAACAUCGUUUUCCAGCUUGAUGGCACCAUUGUUGCACCAACAAACCCCAAUGCCUGGGGCAGAGGACUACUACAGUGGUUAGAAUUUACCAAGUUGGUGGGAAUUACCAUUCAAGGAAAUGGUGUUAUUGAUGGAAAGGGCUCUGUGUGGUGGCAAGAUCAUCAAUAUGAUGAUCCCAUAGAUGAUGAAGAAAAGCUCAUAGUCCCUUUAAACCAGACAGUACCAAGUCCACCACUGCCGAUUCAAAGUGAGCUGGGAGGAAAAAUGCCAUCUGUCAAGCCAACUGCACUACGCUUCUAUGGGAGUUUUAACCCAACAGUUACAGGCAUAACAAUUCUAAAUAGCCCACAAUGCCACCUCAAGUUUGACAACUGCAAUGGGGUUCUGGUCCACAAUGUGAGCAUAUCAUCCCCUGGGAACAGUCCUAACACAGAUGGAAUUCACCUUCAGAACUCCAAAGAUGUACUGAUAUAUGGCAGCACUAUGGCAUGCGGAGAUGACUGUAUUUCCAUACAAACUGGAUGCUCGAAUGUUUAUGUUCACAAUGUCAACUGUGGACCAGGGCAUGGAAUCAGCAUUGGAAGUCUAGGAAAGGAUAACACCAGAGCCUGUGUUUCAAACAUUACUGUCAGAGAUGUCAACAUGCACAACACAAUGACUGGUGUCAGAAUCAAAACAUGGCAGGGUGGGUCGGGCUCUGUACAAGGAAUACUAUUCUCAAAUAUACAAGUUUCUGAAGUUCAAUUCCCAAUUGUGAUCGAUCAAUUCUACUGCGAUAAAAGAAACUGCAAAAACCAAACAUCGGCUGUUUCUCUGGCUGGAAUCAACUAUGAAAGGAUAAAGGGGACAUACACAGUUAUGCCAGUGCACUUUGCCUGCAGUGAUAGCCUUCCUUGUGUAGAUGUUUCUUUAACCUCUGUUGAGUUGACACCAAUUCAAGAACAAAACCAUCUAUAUGAUCCCUUCUGCUGGCAGACUUAUGGUGAAUUGAAAACUCCAACACUCCCACCAAUUGGUUGUCUACAGAUUGGGAAGCCCACAAACAAUCGGAUUCAGACAGAUCACGAUUUAUGUUGAUCAGAUAUAAAUUAAAAUGCUUAGCCUGCUAGAUAAAGUAUGUAUAUUAUAAAAAUCCUACUAUAUAGGAAAUUUUCAUCAUUAGGGUGAUACUGAUUUAUCAUUGUGAGAAUAUACCGGCCCUGCAAUUAGCAAGAGGUCUAGAAUAGUAUAAUAGGUAGCCUUGUAGCUGUGGCAUAUGCAAGAGCGUGAGAUAUUAUUAUACGAGUGUUAGCAUUUAUGAAUAAAACUAUCGUUUUUUGCACGUCAGCA
Molecule: messenger RNA, 2017 nt
Organism: Vigna unguiculata (cowpea)
Lineage: Eukaryota; Viridiplantae; Streptophyta; Magnoliopsida; Fabales; Fabaceae
Product: Pectin lyase-like superfamily protein
Biological process (GO): carbohydrate metabolic process
Molecular function (GO): polygalacturonase activity
Source: RefSeq, a predicted model, not a curated record